CCGUGCCGGAGGCGGUACCGAUUGCCUUGGGCGGUGUCGAGAACCAUAGCCGGGAUCGGGCCGGGCCUGGAGAGCUGUUUUCCGCUGUGACUGGAUACGGCAUCCAAGGGGACGGCCGAGGCGGGUCGGAGGCGGUGCUUGUCGUUGUGGGCCGGGAGCGGAGCUGGUAUCGAUGGGCAGGGCCAGACGUUCCCCGGUUCGCGGCCAUGGAGCUGAGCGAGGUGACCGAGCGGGUGGAGACUGGCGAUCAGAACCGCGCCUUACCGGCGCUGCAGCGCUUCAUCGCCGAGAACUCGCAAUGUUUCCUGUUCGACGUGGAGGGGAGAGACCAGAGACGGGGUCCGAGGGAACACCUUCUCAGGCCCUGGGGAUUUAUCCACCCUGAUUUGCCUCAGGACAGAAAACACCACCUUCUCUGUAAUCUGUACAGGGUUAUUGAGCGACUGGGACAGGCAGUACUUUGUCUCCUGGACCAGACCUUGCAGCCGGCCUGCCAGCUAGCUGGCCUGGGCUGCCUGCGCAUCCUUUCCCGUGAGAAGAGCAACCUGAGGCCUUUCGCUGGCAGUGCGGCCCUGCGGAUGUUAGCCAGGCAUGCUGGGAUUGAAAGCGAGCUGGAGCGAGAGGGGGGGCUGCCUGACCCUGACGUGAUGAUGGAAGCUCUAAAGUGCCUCUGCAACGUGGUAUUCAACAGCACUGCAGCCCAGGAGGUGUGUGCGGACAGCGGCUUGGUGGUGGGCCUCUGCCGGCGGCUCAGACUCGGCGAUAAGCAGUUGUACUCUGGCGUCCGGUUCUUUGACCUCCGGCUAUUGUUCCUCCUGACGGCUCUCAGGCUCGACGUCCGGCGUCAGCUGGGCCGCGAGCUGCGGGGUGUGCGCCUGCUGACCGAUGUCCUGGAGCACACAAUGGCUGUGCGAUGGGUCAGCAGCCUGGAGGUGGCUGCCCGAGACCAGGGUGACCCUCCACUGGCCCAGGAGCUGACUGACUGCGCCAUGGAAAUCCUCAAGGUCCUCUUCAACAUCACCUUCGACCUCUACAAACGGCAGGUGGACGAGGAGGACGCAGCUCUGUACCGUCGCCUGGCAGCCAUCCUGCGGCACUGCCUGAUGACCAAGGCGGAUGGGGAGGAUCGGACCGAGGAGCUGCACAGCCACACAGUGAACCUGCUGGGUAACCUGCCCCUGGAGUGUCUGGACGUCCUGCUGUUGGCCCAAGUGCAGCCUAGCUCUGUCGAGUAUCUGGGAAUGAACAUGGAUGCUGUGGAAAUACUACUGGGUUUCCUGGAGAAGAGAGUGGACCGGGGACACCGUUUGAAGCAGACCGUGACCCCUGUUCUCAACUUACUGAUACAGAGUGCCAGGGGUCACCGGGAGACCAGGAAGUUCCUCAGGAUGCAGGUGUUGCCCCCACUCCGGGACGUCCAGACCCGGCCCGAGGUUGGGAACAUGCUGCGGAACAAGCUGGUGCGAUUGAUGACUCACAUCGACACGGAUGUGAAACACUGCGCAGCUGAGCUGCUCUUCGUUCUCUGCAAGGAGAAUGUGACGCGGUUCGUGAAGUACACUGGGUAUGGGAACGCCGCUGGUCUCCUGGCUGUCCGAGGACUGAUGGGGGGCUGCCCAGCCGAGGGGGAGGGGAACUAUUCCGAGGACGAGGACACAGACACCGAGGAGUACAAGGAAGCCAAGGCUGAGAUUAAUCCAGUGACUGGGCGAGUGGAAGAGAGAACGGCCAAUCCAAUGGACGGCAUGAGCGAAGCCCAGAAGGAGUAUGAGGCCAUGAAAUUAUUCAACAUGUUUGACAAACUGGCCAGGCAUCAGAUAAUUCAGCCGCUGAGCUUGGCCCCGGAUGGGAAGUUGGUUCCUCUGGAGGAGGUGAUGCAGCCACUGUCCGAAGUGUCUGAAUCGGACUCGGAUUCAGAUUGAGAUGGGUGUCCAGGAAAGUAUUGGCAGCACCUGUGAACGGGCACCGGACACCUCCAGCUGUAGCAGUAAAUCAGCGGUGUAGAUAAUUGCUUGUAAUCGUGAGAGACGCAGAGGGCAAGCAUUAGCAGGCUGUUCACCAAGAGCAGAGAUGAGGUUCUGCUGUGCUGGUGUCAGUAAUAAAGCUCUCCUCCUGUGAGUGAGACCAGACACCGAGGGGUCAGGACAGACCUCACCCCACCCUCCUGUCCUCCACUCCCACCAAUCCUCUUCCCUGCAGUCUCCCGUCCCCUAAUUCUGCCCCUGUUCUGUGGUUCUGACCCACGAGAGGGGACUGAAGUUGAGACUUGAGCCUUAUGGUGGUCCUGUUCUGAGCUUUCAGUCCCAGUUCCACCCCCCCUUGGGGAUUUACUGAGGCAUCUCGCUGUGGUGUGAGCACAGAGGGCAGCUCCUGACUGACGGCUCCUCCUGAACAUGCUCUCACCUGCGCCCAGCCAGAGAUUCUGUUUUCCACUGACGGAGCAUCCAUGGGGAGCUGCUUGUUCAUUGUCGAUGUUUUUAAUGUUCAUCAGAUUAGUCCCAAAGGUGUGCCCUGCCCUCUGUGUGUGUUUGUGUGGUGUUGUUCUACAGACUUUGGGUCUUGCUGGCAGGGGAAGAGGAGCUGCUAAGCCCAAGGCUGAUAGCUGGCACAUUAAAGCAACACCUCUCCCCACCCACCCUGGCCCUGGCGAGCCGCCCCACCUGCUGACUCUAGAUGUAGGGGGACAUAAUGAUCCUGGCCUGGUAGAGUACACUGUCAGGAUGGUGGUACAGGCAGAUAGAUCAGGGACAUUUAGGAGACUAACAAAGAUGAUAGAAAAUGGAAGGCUAUGUAGGAGGGAAAGCUUAGAUUGAUCUUAGGAUAAGUUAAAAGUUCAGCACAUAUUGUGGUCCGAAGGGCCUGUACUGUGCUGUAAUGUUCUAUGAGGAGCUUAGAGACGAGUGAAUCUGGAAUUCAAUGCCACAAACGACUAUGGAGGCCAAGUCAUUUGAAGUGGCAGUUGAUAGGGUUCUUGCUUAGUCAGGAUAUCAAAGGUUAUGUGGAGAAGGCAGAGACUGAGGGGGAGAGGAAUAAUAAAUCAGCCAUGAAGAAUGAAUGGCCUAAUUCUGCUCCUAUAUCUUAUGAUGUUAGAUGAGGAGUAGCUUGUAUAAAAAGGGGGAGGUUCACCAGUGCGUUGCGAUGAUUGGACUGUCCCUAGGUUGGAGUAGUUUGCAGAUUCUGGGCCGUAGAGGGAGGGUUUACACAAGAAACUUUCCGGUGAUCGGGGAGAGGGUGUUUCUGCCGAGUGUUGGCACUGAUCGGUGAGGUUGGGGGAUGGUGUCUGGUUGAAGUCAUGCUGCCAGUGGGGAGUGGAGCAGCGCCCGGGCCUGCUGACAGCUCAGCCACUGGCUGGUCGCAGAGUACAGACUGACCACUGUGCGCUCCCUCAGAUCGAGUGCAGGGCACGCUGUGACGGGCGCGGAUGGAGGAAGGACUGUAGUGCAAUGUUGGGCUCUGACUCGGAGGAGGUGUUUGGAACGGAACAAGACAGAUUACCACAGCUCUGCAGCAACACAGCAAAUUUCCUCAAACUGUCAUCAACCCACAACUUGAAACGUCACUCAUAAACCACAUCUGUACGUUAGUUCAGUGUUUAUAGGUCUCUCCAUCUAGAACAGAGCGAUGUGAUUCUCGUUCCCGCACAGGCACACACACAGCACCAUUCACUCUCUCUCACAAACACACACACCAACCCACCACUGUGCCCACACACACAUGCGCCCCUCCGUCCACCCUCACGUGCCUGCACCCCGACGUCCACUGCCACUAUACACACACCUUGAGGAUACAAGGAUCGCAGUGGAUAGUGGGGAACAGAUGGGCGUUAUUUACUUGGAUUUCCAGAAGGCUUUCGAAAGGAGCCACUUGUCCAUGAGAUAAGGAUGCAGAGAGUUGGGGGUGAUGUAUUAACAUGGAAGAAGGAUUGGUUAACUAAUAGAAAACAGAUGGCCUAUUCCUGCUGCCAUUUUCUUAUCUGAUACCCACUCACACACUCUCUGUCCACAAGUGCCCACACGCACACACUCUCCACCCUGGUGCACGAAUGCACCACAUGUCCCUCUGUCUUAUUCACACACACUCGCUAUUGCUCACUCACUAUAUGCUUGUUUGUGUUCUCUCUCCCCUCCC
Molecule: messenger RNA, 4128 nt
Organism: Mobula hypostoma (lesser devil ray)
Lineage: Eukaryota; Metazoa; Chordata; Chondrichthyes; Myliobatiformes; Myliobatidae
Gene: ric8a
Product: RIC8 guanine nucleotide exchange factor A
Exons: 11
Coding region: 207-1922 (571 amino acids)
Biological process (GO): G protein-coupled receptor signaling pathway
Cellular component (GO): plasma membrane; cytoplasm
Molecular function (GO): G-protein alpha-subunit binding; guanyl-nucleotide exchange factor activity
Source: RefSeq, a predicted model, not a curated record